This is a messenger RNA of Coprinopsis cinerea okayama7#130, 1875 nucleotides long. RefSeq lists its product as hypothetical. Lineage: Eukaryota; Fungi; Basidiomycota; Agaricomycetes; Agaricales; Psathyrellaceae. The record is from RefSeq and is a predicted model, not a curated record. The transcript is spliced from 2 exons. Bases 1 to 1875 code for a protein of 624 amino acids.
AUGUCAGCUUUUCUGAAUUACUUUCGUCAAUCUACCAAGAAGACGGAUGCUAUCCCGAAGGAAUUGAGCAUUCUGGCCAGCGAGAUAUUAAAGAACCAUCCCAUUGGGCAGACAGACCUCUGGACGGACCCAGACCCCGCCCUUCUGGAUUCCCUCUACGUUCCAACAGACCAAGAAAUCGAGGUCACCAAGCAGAACCUAAACAAACUCCUCACCCUCUCCCGCUUCUUCUCUGCCCAAACCCGCUCAGAUCCCUCUUUCCUAAACGGCAGCCCAGUCGACAACAAGAAAAUCUGUGCUCAACUGGACAAACUCAUCCACUUGAACCACUGUAUACUUUCACCAAUCCGAUUCCUUCCCGAUGAAAUACUGCAGGAGAUUCUGCGCUACAGCAUCCCCGAAGGGGACCUCAACUGCAUCCCUCCACACGUUACACCUCUCGCAGUUGCAGCCUACAAACCCAACGCCCCGCGCAUGCGUCUCUAUCGUGUGUGCCGCCGCUGGCAACUCCUCCUCACAUCCGCACCAGACAUCUGGUCCACCGUGUUCAUAAGACUAGGAGGGCGGACACUCGAACCACAAGCAGUCAAAUACCUCCAAAAGACACUCUCUUACUCCACUCCCGCCCCUCUCAAAGUGACCAUAAGCAACCCAGGGACACGAUGGGUCGACGAAGUGUACCGUGAGUCGAAGCUCACAGAGCUGUCACCCUUCUUUGACGUACUCCGGGAAUCGUCUUCCCGGUGGCACGACCUAUCCGUGGACAACAUCCCCUUCCUCCACCACAUCCACUGUCUCCCCGGGCACCCUCUCCCAUCCUUACAGAGAUUAAAAAUCGGAGUUCCUCCCUGGUUGCCACAGGACUUCAACAUCCUCGACGACCUACCCGACACACCCUCGCUCCAAGCCGCCGAGGUACACGGAGACGGGUCGCUACGGGCCCUCGAAGGCCUAACAUCGCGUAACCCCCAACUCACCCGUGUCUGGCUGACAAGAACAUACAACGACCCUUUCAACACCCUCCAACCCAUCCGCGCCUUACGAAACCUCACCCACCUCCACCUCACAUUCCCAGUCGGCAGCCUCGAAUACCACCCCAAGGACUCAUUCACCCUUCCUCACCUCACCACCCUCUCCUUGUCCUCCAAAGUUGAAAUCCUGGACACCAUUUUCCAAACUCUCACCUGCCCCAACCUCACCUCUCUCCGGAUCCACUGCAGUCACUUUCUGUACGGUAUCAAGCCAGCCAAAUGGGUUUCCCUCCGAACCCAAAUCAUAAACUUCAUCGCCAAGUCCGGGUGCACACAAAUCAACCACCUGGCACUGACAAACUUCAACACCGAACAGCUCCGACCUCUGCUUUCAGGGUUCAAAAAUGUCGAGAUGCUGGAACUGACGUCUGCAUGCUACAUCUCUGAACAGACUGAAAACAACAUCUGUGUACAGACUCUCGACAGUCUUCGGUUCGAGCGUCCAAGUCUAUCGGAGGAGGAAGGUGCUUGGGACCCAAUCCUCCCCCGGUUGAAGCGGUUCGACUUCAGUUACUGCGACGCCGAUAUCUAUCGUUACUGCGAGACCCAUCAUGACCCAAACGAGAAAUUCCUGGACGUCAAAGGCCUUAUCCAGUUGUGUGAAUCCCGCAUCUUGAGUCGACAAGACCAGGAAAAGGGCAUCAGGGAUGUCCCAGUUACCUCUUUGUCGGAAUUGAGGUUCAAUCUUGCAGACCAUAAUCCUCUCUCGGAGGAAGACAUGCUCCUCCUGACAUCACUCCGUUAUAAAGCCAAAGAUCUGGGACUCGACUUUCGUAUCUUGUUCAACUUUGGAGACUGCGCUCAAGCACUGAUAAAGGAGCGCCAACAUCGUGUAGAUUGGUAG